Messenger RNA from Microtus oregoni (creeping vole), 729 nucleotides. It is a transcript of the gene Gatc, whose product is annotated as glutamyl-tRNA amidotransferase subunit C. The record is from RefSeq and is a predicted model, not a curated record. The transcript has 3 exons. Gene Ontology annotation, molecular function: glutaminyl-tRNA synthase (glutamine-hydrolyzing) activity. Gene Ontology annotation, cellular component: mitochondrion; glutamyl-tRNA(Gln) amidotransferase complex. Bases 16 to 483 code for a protein of 155 amino acids. Lineage: Eukaryota; Metazoa; Chordata; Mammalia; Rodentia; Cricetidae. Gene Ontology annotation, biological process: mitochondrial translation; regulation of translational fidelity; glutaminyl-tRNAGln biosynthesis via transamidation.
UCGAGAAGCAAAGAAAUGUGGGCACGGGCGGUGUGGGUACGUUUUCGGGCUGCACCGGAUCGGGGCCGAGGCUUUGCUUCCAAAGCGGGCCCACAGGGAAAGGUCCAGGCGGCGGGGCAGGGGACCGGCACUCCAUCCCUCGCCCCGCAGGGCAGUGGCCGCGUGCCCGCCGAGAAAAUAGAGCAUCUGGAGCGUCUGGCGCUGGUAAACUUCGGCAACCGCGAGGCGGUGGCCCGGUUGGAGAAAGCCAUCGCCUUCGCUGAGCAGCUGCACGCCGUGGACACAGACGGGGUGGAGCCCCUGGAGUCAGUACUGGAGAACAGAUGUUUGUACCUGAGAUCUGACAAUGUAGCAGAAGGCAAUUGUACUGAAGAACUCCUACAGAACUCCAGUCACGUUGUGGAGGAGUAUUUUGUGGCCCCCCCAGGUAAUAUUUCUUUGCCAGACAUGGUAAACAGGAUCCCUUCUCCCACAGCAGAGUAGCUAUUCUGGGGAAGGGGAACCCUAUCAAGAUGGUGGACUCACAGGGUGGUCAUUUGCUACAGUGAAUACUUGUGUAAACUGGACAUUUAUGAUUUCUUGGUAACUGUUCUGAGGACAGAACUGGAAAAUAGCCAGCUAAUUGAGCACCACAAGCCUGCGUCCAAGGAAAUGGAUCAAGUACUCACAGGCCUGUUCCAUAUGGAAAACAUCAUCCUUCAUUUCCUAAAAAAACACUAUCAAAAUGUA